Physeter macrocephalus (sperm whale) is the source of this 5236-nucleotide messenger RNA. RefSeq names its product cytochrome b5 domain containing 2 (gene CYB5D2). The coding region runs from base 767 to 1393 and encodes 208 amino acids. The transcript is spliced from 4 exons. NCBI's taxonomy places the organism in Eukaryota, Metazoa, Chordata, Mammalia, Artiodactyla, Physeteridae. The record is from RefSeq and is a predicted model, not a curated record. Gene Ontology annotation, cellular component: endomembrane system; membrane.
GCCUUAGCCUCGUGGGGGAGGAGGACAGCGAGGAAGGGAGUACGGUGGCAAGGUGAGGUUGGCGGUGGCUGGUGCAGAGCCUUGAAUGGCCUGUUAAGGACUAUGUACCUUGUCAUAGGGCCAAAGUAAGCCCCUGAGGAUUCUCAAGCAAGAGAAUGAUAUGAUCGACUUAUUUAAAAUAUCAGUCUAAGUGUUUUAUGGAAAAUAGAUGAGCGGGGGACCAAAUGAAUGCAGGGAGACCUAGCAGGUUACUCUAGCAGUUCAGAUGAGAGAUGACGGCAGCCCGGGCUUGCUUAGUAGUAGAUGGGACCAGACAGACUGAUAUUUAGGAAGAAAUUAUAGGACUUGGGGACUGACUGGAUGUGAGGGAUGAAGGAGGAGUCAAGGACUACAUUUCUGGACUGAGCAACUGCUUAUUAACCGAGACAGGGAGUACUAGAAUAGAGGCAGGUUUCCAGGGGCUGGGGAUGCAGUAUGGACAUUUUGAACUUGUGACGUCUAAAAGUAUCUAAGGCACGUUGGGCAGACAACUGGAUAUACAGGCCUGGAGCUCAAGAGAAGUCUGAGCUAAACAUACAAAUUUGGCAUCUUUGGCGUCGAGGUGGUACCUGAAAGCACGGGAGCGGAUGAGAUUGUCAAGUGGAGGGUGUGGAUGGAGCAAAGGAGGUGAACAAGAACUGAUGUCUGAGGCUGGUAGAAAAGGAGCUAGAGGGGUAGGAGGAAACCAAGAGUGUAGUGUCACAGAAGCCAAGGGACAUGGUCCACCAUGCGAAAUGUCGCUGAAGUCAAUGAAAGAACAGGAUGCGUGCCAGAAAGUGUGUCCGAGAUCCAGGGUGUCUGUCACCGGGGCCGAGACGCAUCCAGAGCGUUUGUGACCGGGGACUACUCUGAAGGAGGCCUUGUGGAUGAUGUGUCUGCCCUGUCACUUUCUGAGAUGCUGACACUCCAGAGUUGGCUUUCAUUCUAUGAGAAGAAUUAUGAAGUCAUGGGGAGGGUGACAGGAAGGUUCUACGGAGAGGAUGGGCUACCUACUCCAGAACUGACCCAGGCAGAAGCCAUGAUCACCAAAGGCUUGGAGGCAAAUAAACAGGAACUGAAAGAGAAGCAGAAGUUUCCACCAUGCAAUGCUGAGUGGAGCUCAACCCGGGGCAGCCGGUUCUGGUGCUCCCAGAGGAGUGGAGGUGUGAGCAGAGACUGGAUUGGCGUCCCCAGGAAGCUGUUUAAGCCAGGUGCCAAGGAGCCCCACUGCGUGUGUGUGAGAACAACUGGCCCCCCUAGUGACCAGACGCCGGACAAGCCUACGCACAGAAAUCGUGGGGACCUGGAGCACCCCAGCUUGGAGGAAUACACAGGCUGCCCACGCCUAGCCGCCAGGUGCAGUGUCCCCCCCUGAGCUGGCGCCCUGCGUGCCCGUGGCCCACAGGGAGCCCUCACCUGCCUUUCCCUGGUGGGCCCUUGACCUCUGUGCCCUAGGAUGGCUCCUACAGGAAACAGGAGGGCCUGGAAGGACUGGGCCAUGCUCUGCAGACGGGCCUCACGCCCCUCCCCGUGGGCUCACCAUUUUGGUGACCGAGGCCGGCGCUCGGCAACCUGCCUAGUACUGGUCGGCCUGUUUUUGCCACUAGAUCUCCUCACCGUCAUCCUUUGGAGUUCGCAGGUAUUUAUGGGCACAAAUUUGACCAACUCAAAGCUAAGCGGAGAGACGCGCAGAAGGGCUCUGAGCUCCAACAGCUUCCUUCCCACGGACUCCCAGGCUGCCCAGAUCAGCUGCCGGCCUGGGCCCUGCUUGUAACUCCCACCCUGGUCAGGACAUCGGGGGCUACAUCAUUCCCUUACAACUCAGAAACAAGCAGACACAUCCAGAAAAGCCAUACGAACUAACAGUGUCAACACAACCCUGUUCCGGUUCCCCACUUGCUAAUGUGAGCCCUGACUUUUACAACCUUUCUUAAAAGUAAGACCUCUGCCCUAAGGCAAACUUGAAUUUAUCAAUACAACCAAAAGCCACAUUGACUAAUUCGAGCUGGACCAACAUAGUGAGAGGUGACAAUAAAACAGGAUAGGCUAAUUCUGGAAAUGGAAACGUUUUUGCUUAUAGGGAUGCAGCAAAUCCAGAUGACUGAACAAAGCAACAAUAUAAAGCAAGGAUAUUGUUUCUCUUUCAAACACUUACAAUUAGGGGUGGUGUGUUUUCAAAGGGAGAAGUCUGCAUUUUGAGCAAAAGGUAGUUUCAGGGCUUCCCUGGUGGCGCAGUGGUUGGGGGUCCGCCUGCCGAUGCAGGGGACGCGGGUUCGUGCCCCGAUCCGGGAGGGUCCCGCGUGCCGCGGAGCGGCUGGGCCCGUGGGCCGUGGCCGCGGGGCCUGCGCGUCCGGAGCCCGUGCUCCGCGAUGGGAGAGGCCACGGCAGUGAGAGGCCCACGUACCACAAAAAAAAAAAAAAAAAAAAAAAAGGUACUUUCUCAGCUCUAACACGGACACUGGCUAGCACAACAUCAAAGUUUGGGCAAGGCUGCAAAUGCCAAUACAAACAGCCUCAGCAGUGGGUGGUGUGUCCAAGGUCAUCUGUAAUCUCCCACACUGGACCAAGUUCAUACCCAUUACCUCCUGGAUUCUAGUUAAGCUCAUGGGGGCAAGGAGUUCCUACCUUACAGGUAAGGAAACGAAUCUGGAGCGAUUACGGGUUCAUGUUCUCCCCAUCUGCGCCUUCACCUCAACUUUUCCCAAUCCCCUCAGCUGUUAAUCUAAACAUUCUCUGUCCUCCCUUUCUUGAUCUUUUUUCCUCUCCUUUAUCAUUAAUCUCACUUAAUAGCUUUCCAGAUUCAUGGACUAGAAAACGGAGGCUGCCUGCCCUGAACUGGCAUGGCUCGCUGCCCUUUGGCCACAGCUGCUCUUCACGCCUGACUCUCGCUCUUGGCUCCUUUUGCCAUGCAGGAUCUUCCUCACCUGCCUUUCCGGUACCUUUAACCUCUUCCUGCCUCCUGGCUCUUCCCUCUAAGUCUGCAUUCAACAGCUCACUUCCCUUCCCUCCUGCCCCAUUCUUCUGAGGCCCCGUAUCUACUUCCUGUCCCUGCUUCCCGUCCCAGCAAAGCUUUGGAAAAUGCUGCAUGUACUCAGCCUUUGCUCCUCAGCCCCCAUUUGCUUGCAACACAGUCGCCCAGCUUCGCCCUUCCCUGCGCCACAGCAGGAUAAAUUCUAUACUGGCAAACCCACAGCCACAUUCAAUUAUUACCUACCUGGAACUGUCCCAUUUGAGGGCCCUCAUGAAAGCCUCCCUUGGCUUUUUCCUCAUCUCCCUUAUCUCCCUCGGGGGUUCCUUCCAACCUCCUGGAAAGCCUCUCCUCCACACGCCUUCCCACCAGCUCCUCUCUCUCCUGCGUCAGCUGCCAAGUCUGUCAUCUAGUCCAGGCAGCUUUCCUGACCAUUUCUGCAGGCACCGCAGACGCCACAGUUCUGGCAUCUAGUCUUCAUCUUCUCCCUGGUGAUUCUUCCAGUGUCCCUGGAUGGUUCCACCAUCGCCAUCUUAAAGCACCCCGUCACAACAAGUAAGAAUCCUGGCCAUCAUCCCCAGCCCCUUCCCUCCCGAGCCCCUCCUCCUGACCAGUCUCCAGGUCCUGGCAAUCCCACCCCCUUACCUGCUCAGUACUCCUCCUCUGGUUGAGGCCUUCCUUUCUCACCUGGUCUAACUGCACUCCCGCCAGCCCAUCCUCCACGCUGCCAAGCCAUCCCCUGAUGUUCAGGGCAUCCUCCGUUUAAACCUCUUCAGUGGCUCCCUUAUCUGUAAGGACCAGGUGCUGACUCUGCAGCGGCACACGAGGCCCUUCCAGGGUCCGUCUCCUCUCAGCCUCUGUAUCUCCGCCACCACCUCCCACGUGCACUGACCCCUCCAGCCUUCACCUCGCUGCUUUAUGCCUGCAACACCUUCACCCCGGCCGUCCCUUCUGCCUGGAAUGACAUGUCUUCUUCUCAGUUUUUCUACCUCUUAUCCCUUAAUAACUUAGCUCGAUCAACUGGGAGGCUUCAUUAACCACCGGCCCACCAGUGGAUUUAGAUGCACUUUCCUCUAGGAAAAUAAUACUGUGUUCACUUCUAAAAUAACAAAUGUCACAGUGUCCCGUAACUAUGAGUUUCCUAUCAGCCUCUCGCAUUGGACUGCAGACUCUCUUUGAGACAGGGACCAAGGAUCGCUUGGCUUUGUACCCCCAUAGCCACCAUACCUAGGACACGAGAAGUGUGCAGAAUUAGCUCUCUCUUGCAGAUGAGGCAACCAAGGCCCAAAGAACUUAAUAAAGGCACGCAGCAGUGAAGCUGAGCCUAGAACUCAAGGUUCUUGUCCUGAUUCAGUGCUGUCUUCGUGCCUCCAUGGUUUGGUAUGUCUCUGCCCUCCCUGGAGCAGGAGCAAACGAUAAGGAGGCGAACUUAAGUUAGGACCUUAUUCUGAGUUCCACACAGCCCUUGAGCUCAGUGCCUGAGGCAUCCCUGCUUACUCAACCCCAGGCUGACUGAGAACUAGUCACUGCCACUGCUCUCCUUAGUCCUUGGUUAUUCGACAAAUAUUUACCAAGCAUCUGUGUGCCAUGGGGUUGGGGCUGGGGGGAAGUGAGGCUCCUGACCUCCAGGAGCUUGUAGUAUGGCCAAGGAAAGCCCUGGUUAGAGCGGCCAGAGGCCACUCCGGGGUAGGAAUGCAGGGGUAGCGUGGAAGCCAGGGCCACAGAUGUUUAGAUCCUUCCAAAACAAACUGAUAAAGAAAAAGAGCAAAACAAGGCACUUAGAGUCAUCCCAGCCGAGUACAGGCCCGAACUCUGGCUGACGCAAGACCCCUGAGCCCACAUUUCAGGACACCCUCCUCCAGCCUCUGCGGGCUGCUCACUUCCUGGCUCAAUGAGCACUCGUUUCCUUUUUGAUGCCGACCACUUACUUUAUAGUAAACGGCCUCCUCACACCAGGGCAGUGGGUGAAUCUCCAAAGGAUUCUCCAAGAGUAGGUUGUCAUGUUAAUGAUCCAAAAGGCUCAGCCAUGAGAAGCUAGUGGUUACUGGAGAAAUGCCUCUCCUUCCUCUCUCCUGGGCAAGACUAUGGAGGAGGAAGGUAGUCCCGCCCUGAUGGGAGCCACAGAAAGUUCAGCUCGGGCAGCUAAGACUUGCUGACAGAGGGAAGUGGAGAAGGAAACUAAUACAUGUUGGGCAAACAUGCUGAGCAGGGAGGGAGCUUUAUCUGUUCUCGCUGAACCUCGAUGCCAGC